Phytomonas sp. EM1 is the source of this 975-nucleotide messenger RNA. The record is from the annotation of a GenBank genome assembly. NCBI's taxonomy places the organism in Eukaryota, Euglenozoa, Kinetoplastea, Trypanosomatida, Trypanosomatidae.
AUGCCCUCAUGGACUUGCUCCCGUGAUGAAUAUCCCCAGUCCGUUCAUGCGUUGAUGUCUCUGUGGGGUGGGUUCGCACCACUAACGGAAGUUAGCGAUAGUGGUCUAGAAAAGCGUCUCGAGGUGGACUUUAAAUUCCCCUGUCCGAUCGGAAAGCUCACUGUGGCUGACAUAGAGGCCCUUAUGAGGAACGUUGAUGAAUAUCUCGAGAAUUACUCUUGCGAGGGUGAUUUUCAGUCGUUCACAUUCUCACAAACCUUGAUCGUACUCACCUCGAAAAUGCUUAUGAUGAGCAGCAACUCAACGGUGAUGUUGCACCACGUCUUGAAACCGUUGUUGGAUCUUCUCAACCAGCGCAGCGUUCUGGUGGAGUGGAUGUCGUUUUCUCGUAGGAACACAACGGCACCAUGGAGCACGCAAUGCGAGACGAGCGACAUCAUGGCUCAGGAGUACGCCGAGCUGAAAGCUGCCUUUCCUACAGGUCAGUCCUUUCUGUUGGGCCCCGUCGAUAGCGAGCACUACUUUUUCUUUACCUUUGAUGCAAUUGACCGGUCAGAGGGCAAUGCGGUAGAGCAAGAUGUACAAAUCAACGUGUUUCUUUAUGACAUCGUGCGGGAUGAGGAUGAUGAACUGGCCCCCAACGUCGGAUUGACUCGCAAGAAUACGCAACAAUUGACACAUUUGGAAGGAAACACUUACGAGAUUAUGCGUACUUUUGAUGAUAUUUCAUACAUUUCCUUUGAGACCAACGCACGAGUCGCUAUGGAAUCCCCGGCGCGUCUGGAGUCGCUACUGAAGAAGUACAAGCCCUCAAAAAUCGUUAUGUUUGCGCUCCAAGACAGGAAUAUAGAGCCUGGUAUGCUUUGUCGCACCUACGCCACUUUACCCGGCUACGCGUUACAAAGCUCCCUCACUAACCACUUCCGUGAAGGAUAUUCAUUUUACCAAUUAACUUUCGUUUGUGGUGACGAAUAA